This is a messenger RNA of Torulaspora delbrueckii, 528 nucleotides long. RefSeq names its product Fhn1p (gene FHN1). Gene Ontology annotation, cellular component: plasma membrane; eisosome. NCBI's taxonomy places the organism in Eukaryota, Fungi, Ascomycota, Saccharomycetes, Saccharomycetales, Saccharomycetaceae. Gene Ontology annotation, biological process: protein localization to plasma membrane; eisosome assembly. The transcript has a single exon. Bases 1 to 528 code for a protein of 175 amino acids. The record is from RefSeq and is a predicted model, not a curated record.
AUGCUAGCUAUUGUGGAUAACGCUCUGCGUUUGGUUAAUUUUGCCUUUUUGGUCAUCUUGCUUGGGCUCGUCGGUGAGCUUAUCAGUUCUGAAGAUGGCCAUAGUUCGCGUGUAAACUUCUGUAUGUUUGCAGCAGCUUUUGGUAUUGUUACAGACUCAUUCUAUGGUAUUUUGGCCAACAUUUGGGAAGUGUUUGCUUGGCCAGUGAUUUUGUUUGCUUUAGAUUUUUUGAAUUUUGCUUUCACUUUCUCGGCAGCAACUGCAUUGGCGGUUGGUAUCCGUACUCAUUCCUGUAAGAACCAAGAUUAUUUGGAUUCCAACAACAUCACUCAAGGUUCUACUCAACGUUGUCGUUUGGCACAGGCUUCUGUUGCGUUCUUUUACUUUUCUUUCUUCAUCUUUUUGGCAAAGAUGAUCAUGUCAUUGAUUGGAAUAAUUACUAAUGGUCCAUUCUCGUCUAGGACUACUCUAACUUCUCGCAGAAGAAAGAGUGCUCAAGUUGGUGUUCCUACGAUCUCCCAGGUUUGA